Cladocopium goreaui is the source of this 2574-nucleotide messenger RNA. The record is from the annotation of a GenBank genome assembly. Lineage: Eukaryota; Dinophyceae; Suessiales; Symbiodiniaceae.
AUGGCAGAGCAGGCAGCUCCACCGGACGCGGUAGCUCUGGCAAAUGCAUUGAUUGAGGCGGCUCAGAACGCCUCGCAGGCAUCAGUAGCAGUUCAGCAGCUUGUUGCCCAGCAACCCAGCUCUGCGGCUGCCUCUUCUGGUGCAGCUGCGAGUUCGCAGUCCGAGUAUGCAAAUGCUGGGAAAAUGGUUAGAAUGCCCGACCCUUUCACCGCUCAGGGAGCGGAACAGGAACAGACAGCAUGGGGAGAUUUCGAGCUCAAUCUGAAAGCUUGGCUAUUUGCGGCUGAUCCCAGGUUUGAGAAAGAUUUUGAGGAUAACGAGAAGCAUUUAGACACAGGGCUCGACAUGGAUGUUCAACCAGACGAUGUUCAAACAAGAUCGCAAGAGUUGCAUUCACUAUUUGUUGGUUUGCUUCGCAAUAGAUCGCGUAAGACGCUUAGAGCUGUAAACGGUCGGAACGGUUUCGAAGUCUAUCGACAGCUACAGAAGCUUUACAAACCAAGCGCCAAACCACGUUCCGUGGCUUUGCUUUCUGCUUUGAUGUCCUUGCCGAAUUUCAACACCGAAGAGAAGAGUUUGCGUGAUCAUGUUAGACAGAUUGCCGAUGAAUCCAGUGCCUCUUCAACCCAGUAUGCGUCCAACGCUCCUCCUCCGCCUCCUGUUUUGAUGGGUGGACAAAUUGCGCCCAGUGUUGCUGCAUCGAGUGUGUCGAGCGGCCCAACGUCACAGCAGCCCGUGAUCACUUAUUUGCAGCCUGCUUCUGGACAGGUGCGGCGAUUUGAGCUGGGAGCACAGCUGGCAUGCCUUGACCUUGAAGGCGUAUCCAUCAAGGAGGAGUUCAUCAUUGCUUCCGUGACUUCACCUCUGGUAUCCCUUGGUCGGAUGCUUCAACAGACUGAUGAUGAUUGCGUUGGUCAUUUGCGUGCAAUCCAGUUGGGUGAAACCUUGCAGCGUGUCAAGCCCAGCUGGACCAAGCUUGGAGCUGAGUGCUUUGGCAUUAAGACCUAUAGGCCUGAGUGCGUUGAUUCAACACUUGCACCCACAGACACUUUGAUGUGGUACCGCACUAUCUUGGUGAAGCGUGGUGGUUCGUGGCACUUGUACAAACACAACCAGUUCAUCACAGACGCGUACGUACAAGGUACUCUUGCUGAACCCAUUGAUGAUCCAUCCAGUGUUCAAGAAGUUUUGACACUUUGCCAUCCUGGCCCUUGCACUCCAGCUCAACUCGGUUUUUCAACUCUUGAGUCAAUGCUUGAUUUGCUUGACAGCAACAUCUCGAAUACUGCCAGUUCUUCUUCUUCCUCACAAGGUGUGUCAGGACCGGCAGGGCAGCCUCCAGUUUCGGUAGCAGUGGAUUCCAGCGCAUUGCCUGUAGCGGAUGAUGAGCCUGCGCCUGAUGAAGUGUAUGCCGUAGCAGAGGAAGUUGAGGUGAAUGGGGUCCGCUUGAACUCAGCCUCCCCUCACGCCUCUUUGAAGGCAGCUUGCGCGGUUUUAGGCAUUGCUGCAACUGGUAAUCGGCCUCAACUCUUCAAGACAAUUUUGCAGCGCCUCUCCAAGGACGGAUUGCUUGCUAGCCACGUGGUUGAGCAGCAGUUGUCAACUGAGAUGGAACGUGUUGCAUUGUCACCUCAUGUUCCCUCUACGCCCACAGAAGCUGAGAUGAGUGAGCAUUGCCUCACUCACAUUCCAUUCCGUGAUUGGUGUACUCUUUGCAUAGCAAACAAGAGUAGGCAAGACCAGCAUCAGCGUGAAGGUCAUUCCAGUUCAACGCAUUCCGUGGUUUCCUUUGAUUUCGGCUUUUCGGGAAGGGGUGUCAGUGACGAUGAUUCCAUCACUGUGCUGUUCAUGCAUGACAGAGCAACAAAGAUGAUGCAUGCGGUCAACAACGUUGAUAGUUGUGGUAGCGAUGGCCGUCCAUUGUUCGAACCUGCGGCUGGAACUACGGGUGCGAGCUUGUCGGGACCUUUUGACCCGUUCAGGCGAUGUGCAGUGCCGGUGAUUGACGCCAUUGCUGAUGGGAGCUUUGCACCUGACUCACAGCGUUCCAAGUUCUUUGCAACCCCACCCGGGGAGGAGGCCGUUGGCCCAGCUGACAAUGGAGAUGCCGUUGCAGGUUUUGGUGAUGCCGCCAUGGGCUCAGCUGGUGUUGGAACAGCUGUCAGUGAGCUCAUCGAGUUCUCUGGUGGUGGAGUGGAGCUGGCUGACACUGGAAGCGAAGUGCCGAGCCCUUCCCCGCUUGCCCUGGGUGAACAUGAUGGCGCGGUUGAUGGGCCACAGGGAGCUGAACUUGGUGGUGAAGAUUCUUCAUCCUCGGAGUCUGGGGGCGAUUUGUCCUCAUCGGAGUCCGUUGUGAUGGAAACCACUGCUAGGGUCAAGCGCUUCAGAGCAAAGAUCCCGGAGGGGCAGUGCUGGUUCGUGCACUCCAAGUCCCACCUUGUCCACCGCCAUGAUGGAGAUGAAGUGGACGGCAUGAAGUUUACGGUCUGUGGCAAACGCUUGUCUUCAAAUUACGUCCCAUGCACAGAGGCCACAGCCUGGAAUGUCUUAUGUAAGUCUUGCAAUCGCAAGUGA